AUGCCCAUAUAUAGUCACUAUAAUGCGCAUUACGCCGCCAACAAGGUAGAGGCGGCGGAGCGCAGGGUCGCUAUUCUCGAGCGCAAGGUCGCAAAGCUCGAGAGCGACCUUGAGGACAGUAACCAGCGCGCCGCGACGCUCGAGUCCCGCCUCGCGAAGCUCUCGAAGGACGUCAGGAAGAUGCGGAAGUGA
Messenger RNA from Fomitopsis serialis, 192 nucleotides. RefSeq lists its product as uncharacterized. The record is from RefSeq and is a predicted model, not a curated record. Lineage: Eukaryota; Fungi; Basidiomycota; Agaricomycetes; Polyporales; Fomitopsidaceae. The transcript has 2 exons. The coding region runs from base 1 to 192 and encodes 63 amino acids.